Peronospora farinosa is the source of this 3111-nucleotide messenger RNA. The record is from the annotation of a GenBank genome assembly. Lineage: Eukaryota; Oomycota; Peronosporomycetes; Peronosporales; Peronosporaceae.
AUGGAGCCCGGCGUAAGUCUUAAUGCCUCCUCGCACUCUACUGCCAUGUGUUGGGCUGCAUCUGAGGGCAAUUUAGAAGCUAUGCGUCAACUGCGGGAGGAACAUGAAGCUGAUGUGAACGCCACCGACUACGACAAGCGGACGCCCUUGCAUAUCGCCGUAAGUGAUGAGCAGCUGGAGAUGACGAGCUACUUGUUGCAGUGUGGAGCCAAUGCGGAGGCACUCGAUCGAUGGGGAUGCUCUCCUAUUGACAAUGCGAUGGAUACACAAAAUGUAGCCAUCUUACGUUUACUGAAACGUAAACAUUACGGUAAUUUUCCGGUGUUCGAACGCAAGUCAACGUCAACUGAUGAAACGAGACAGAUGAGACGAAAUCACUCAAAUAUUGACAUGAAGGCCUUUUUUCAAGCUGUAAAGGAGGGAAAUACGGAGCAAGUGAAACGUGCGUGGCUCAGUGGCAUGGAAGUAAAUGUGACAGAUGAGCUUGGACGCACAUCGCUGCAUGUUGCCGUGGAGACGGGCCAAUUGGGGGUUAUUGAGUUGCUACUGUCCGCUGGAGUCAAUAUUGACGUGAUGGACGCACAAGGUCGAUCGCCAAUUAGUAUUGCACAGGAGAAGCAACAAUUUGUUAUCUCGGAGAUGCUGCGUGCGCAUCAGCAGAAGAAACUCAUGAGUUGUCACGUCAUGAGCAGUGAAGAGGAGCAGAAUAUCGCACUGGCGUUCCGAGUGACGAAACGAGGAGAUACCGACAAACUUAAACAAUUGGUGCCAGAAUUGGUACGACCGGAUAUGAAAGAUUACGACCUGCGAACAUUGCUUCAUGUUGCUAGCGCCGAAGGUCAGUUACAAAUUGCCAAGUAUUUAGUCGAUUGUGGUGCAAAUGUAAACUUGCUAGAUCGAUGGGGAGUCUCACCCUUAUCAGAGGCCGUGACUUUUGCCCACAACGAACUAGCCAAGUUCCUCAUUGCAAAUCACGCUACAGAGAGUGGAUUUAGAGCUACAGUAGCUGUCGGUCACAUCGACACUGCGACGCUGACUGGAGCGCUGGAAUUUACGCUUCGAGUCAUCACGCGGGACCCAUGGCUGAUUGGACAGGUGCAUUAUCCAGUACUGGACGACAGCAACGACUGCGUUCUUGUCACGCACAGUCUUUGGCAGAAGAACAGUUCCGUUUUCCGUCGACACACUAAAUCGGGAUCAGUGCUGUCUCGAAGAGCUUCCACGAAUCGGCCUAAUGAUACGGCAGCACUGCAGGCUGAUGCUAUUCAGACAUAUCGGAAAGUGUCGUCCAUAGUCAUGAUUGAUCCUGGCCAGGGUCACAUUGGAAAUGUCUUCAGUGGGCAACACCCGGAGUGGCUUGAUUUGCACGCCGCACAGCAGUCGCAGUUCUUUCUUCUUCCACAUGCUCGACGAGCAGGGAUCCAAACUGUCGUCUCCGCUCCGAUGAUUUGCAAAAUGUCGACGGUUGCAGUACUGUCUUGGUCCUCUGACCAAGCCAUGUCUGAAAACCAGGAUGAAUUGCAGCGCAUCCAGCGAGUCAUUCGUUCGGUAAUUAUUCUCUCCACCCUUCGACAGGAAUUGCUUGCUGCCGCCUCCUCUUGUAACAUCGGUGUGGGGCGCAUCCCUCGAUUUCAGUACUGUCAAAUGCUGGAUAAUGCUAUUACAGCGAAUGGCGAGCUGACAGACUCGACGGUUUUGCGCGAAGACUUGAAUGUUUGUGACACCACUCCGCUCGCGCUUGAAUGGGGAUUAUUUGACAUGGUUGACACGCUGGCUACCUCGAUGAGCAGCGAAGACCACGCAGCAGUGGUUCCAAUCUUGCGCUCGCUAGUGAUACUGCUCCACAACGGGCUCUUUGACGAUGCAUUGCGUGACCGCGGCGAUGGUGAGCAUCGUGAGCAUCGUGAGCAUCGUGAGCAUAACGAUCAAAAUUCAUCUCUGAAGCACCUGAUUGAGGAGUGCGAUGGCAAGAUUCGAACCAAGUGGGCUUUGCUGGGUCAUGUCAAGUAUUAUUUGCAGUUUCUGGAUGCUGUGAGUCCCACAGAGGCAGAGCUGUUCGUUGAUGUCCACGAGCUCUGUAACAAAGUCGAGCGAUACGUAAAGGAGCAGUCUGCGGGUGACGGGAAGGCAAAUGACGACAGCGUCAGUUCCAGUAAUACCGACGAAAAGGAGAUUGGUGAUGGUCAGGCAACAUCGGCGUCUGCACCUGCUGCAGCACUCGAAUGUGUUCUGUGCAAGUACAACGUUUCAGGGCACAUUCACCCCGGUCGAGAGCCGAUUCCAGCAACUCCUGCUUCAGCAAGAACGACUCCAUUUCAGGCAAAAACUCCAAAGACUCCACAAGGCGAAAAGCUGUUUGGUCACCCAGAAAAACCCAAGUCUCCUGUGUAUCGGCAGAUCGAGCGGCUGCGGGAGAAACUCGAGAGCGAGUACGACGCUUUCGAGCGGAAAGCAGCACUUGCUGAAUGUUGUGACGGAGCAAAAUCAGUCACGUUCACUUCCAGCGAUUUGUAUGAUGCCAUUGGUUCUGCGCAUGAUACUCCGGCCACCCGAAGGAGUUCGUCAGCCGACAACAACCCUCGGAUACAGCUGCUGGAGGUAAUCAAUGAGAUUAUGCACGAUACGUCAUGCGUGAUAACGCGUGACCACCUUUUCGCGUUGCACAAGUGCCUCCUUCCGGCCUCAAGCGGGCAGGCUGGCGUUCUCCGAACUAAUUUGGCUGUUGGAUACGCGUCACCUCGGAUCUAUCGGGUGUUUCUUCCAGCUGGAGAAAUUGAAGACGCACUGGACAACUUCAUUGGCACGCUUAACGAUGCCAGUUACUGGGAGCACCGGCCUCUACUCUGCGCCUACUAUGCAUUUGCAGUGCUCGUGUUCUACAUCCACCCUUUUCACGAUGGCAACGGACGUUGUGCUCGGUUGCUAGGCAACUUGGUAUGCAAGAAACUCGGCUAUCCCGCGUUGCUACGUGCUGCCGACAAAACGAUUCAAGUGGCGGAAUUUUUGCAAAAAGCGAUUGUGACGAUGGAAAUCAUUUGCAAUAAUCGUCGUCAAACCCGUCAGACACGGAUGCUCUCCAGUCGUAGAGAAAACUCCUCCAUGUGGUUCUAA